This is a messenger RNA of Tuber melanosporum (Perigord truffle), 1283 nucleotides long. RefSeq lists its product as uncharacterized. The record is from RefSeq and is a predicted model, not a curated record. Lineage: Eukaryota; Fungi; Ascomycota; Pezizomycetes; Pezizales; Tuberaceae. Gene Ontology annotation, molecular function: mannosyltransferase activity. The coding region runs from base 343 to 744 and encodes 133 amino acids. Gene Ontology annotation, biological process: GPI anchor biosynthetic process. The transcript has 3 exons. Gene Ontology annotation, cellular component: endoplasmic reticulum membrane; mannosyltransferase complex.
GAUAAUUCACUCAAAAUGUUUCUUGCUCGAUUUCUUUUUCUCGCUCUUUUCUCGACUGCUGCACUGGGAAACAUUGAGAAAGAAAUAUUCGUUGCUCCCUCGAAUUCACAAGACCUGCUGUUCAAUGGUACAAAUACUGCGCAAUCUACAGUGCUUGAGGCUCUGCAUCCAGGACUCCUGAGACUCAGCCCUUCACAUAGCUGCGAAGGCACAUGCCAUGAGCUACGUGUUACUUUAGAUACUUCUUUCAUAGGCUCCGGUGAGAGGCAUUGGGUGGUCCUCGAUCACCUUGAGCAAGGAAGGAGAUAUGAAGUCCGAAUAUGUUGGGCCGCAACGUCACCGAUGGAUCUCACUCUAAACAUCUACACGGCACCCCAGCUACUCGACAAACCCUCACUUCUUGCGAAUGUGACAGCUUAUGCUACUCGUCAACUGUCAUUUAGUCCUGCCAACGAGCUAUCUGGUCCUUCUGCAGCUCCCCGUUCCGUUUUGUACCUAGAUAUACGAGCCAAAGCAGGUUAUUAUACACACGAAAAACGUCGCAUGGAAAUCCCAGAUCCUGUUGAGGUUGAAAUAACCGUCGAUCCCUUCGUUCUUAACGUCCUUCCUGAAUCCUUAUUGCCGAUUGCUGUUAUGGUCAUCCUCACAACACUCUCCGCGUUUUGGACAAGCGGAAGAGUUUAUAGCGCUUUAAGGGACAUUGCAUCUCUAAAGCAGUCUCGGUACGAUAUGAAAACUCGCUGAAGUGCUGCCUUUGGCUAUAUUUCCGGGUGCAACAAAGCUAGCGGGAGUUUAGUACGCACUACGAAUCUCAUCCCAGCUUUUGAAAAACUGCGCUCAAAUUGGGAUUGAUUAGGCUCCCCAUCCGUAAAUUUACUGCAAUAUUGCCGCUCACCCAACGGGGUUUCCUUAAUGCAACUCUUCAUUUUUCAAAUAGUUACUACACCCCCAUAAUAUUAUUGCAGACUCCAUCUAAAGAAAUUAUAAAUUAAAACGAGUAUACUCUACUGUAAUGAACUAGGGCUCCUUUUGUGGGCCAAACUCGUGUUCACACCUGUUCGGCCGCACUGCACAAUACGGUAUGAGUUAAAACACUAACAUAGAUGUGACUAAGAUCACAUCUGCACACUGAUAGUGGUCUAUUGCAAAGGCUGCCGGCAUUAUUUAGAGGGAUCUGCAAUUUAUAGGUGGGGUGAAAAAAGUGAGUGGGCACAAGCCUUGGCACUCUGCAAAACUCCAUUGAUCCAAGAUAAGAUAAAAGAAAAUAAACAAAUUACAAGAAG